AUGAUAGAAAGUGACAUCUCAUCUAUGAUGUCAGGAAUUCUGCAAAACUCAGGGCAAAGUCAUCACCCCUCUCCACAGGAGUACAGGCUCCUGGCCACCACCACCGGUGAGGACGACCUUCCCGGGGACCUGCAGUCGCUGUCAUGGCUCACAGCUGUGGACGUGCCGCGGCUGCAGCAGAUGGCGAGUGGCCGCGUGGACCUGGGUGGCCCCAGUGCACCCCACCCACAUCCAGGUGCCUUGGCCAGGGCAGCCAGCCUGCAUGUGGGAGCCACCCCAGGUCCACUGCUCCACGGCCCGGCUGGCAUGAUCCCCCCAGGCAUGCUAGGCCUGGGCCCCGUAGCCAAUCACGGAGCCAACAUGAACCAGAUCCCUGUGGGGGGCCAGCCCUCUUCCAGCCUGCAGGACCAGCCACAGCUGUACUCGCCCGCCUCCCAAACGCAGUUAUCGCUGCCCCCAGGCACCCAGCAGCGCCCCCCUAUGGGCCUGUACGGCUCCCCGUUUGGAGCACGGCCUCCCUACCCCCAGCCCCGCAUGGCUGUGCAUUCGUCUCGGGAACUGCACCCCAAGCACUACCCCAAGCCCAUCUACUCAUACAGCUGUCUGAUUGCCAUGGCCUUGAAGAACAGUAAGACAGGCAGCCUGCCUGUGAGCGAGAUCUACACCUUCAUGAAGGAGCAUUUUCCCUACUUCAAGACGGCUCCCGACGGCUGGAAGAACUCGGUGCGGCACAACCUGUCCCUGAACAAGUGCUUUGAGAAGGUGGAGAACAAGAUGAGUGGCUCCUCGAGGAAGGGCUGCCUGUGGGCCCUGAACCUGGCCCGCAUCGACAAGAUGGAGGAGGAGAUGUACAAGUGGAAGAGGAAGGACCUUGCCGCCAUCCACCGGAGCAUGGCCAACCCCGAGGAGCUGGACAAGCUGAUCUCGGACCGACCGGAGAGCUGCAGACGCCCUGGCAAACUGGGAGACCCCGAGGGCCCCGUGCUGACUCAUGCCACCACGGUGGCCAUGGCCCAUGGACGCCUGGCUGUCUCCCAGCUUCCGCCCCAGCCACUGAUGACCCUGUCCCUGCAGUCCGGCCCCCUGCACCACCAGGUCCAGCCCCAGGCACAUCUCGCCCCAGACUCUCCCGCCCCGGCCCAGACCCCACCGCUGCACGCCCUGCCGGAACUGAGCCCCAGCCCCCUCCCCCACCCUGCCAUGGGAAGGGCGCCCGUGGACUUCAUCAACAUCAGCACCGACAUGAACCCUGAGGUGGAUGCCCUGGACCCCAGCAUCAUGGACUUCGCUCUGCAGGGGAACCUCUGGGAGGAGAUGAAGGAUGGGGGCUUCAGCCUGGACACACUGGGGGCCUUCGGAGACUCCCCCCUCGGCUGUGAGCUGGGGGUCUCAGGCCUGACCCCUGUCUCCGGCGGCAGCGACCAGUCCUUCCCAGACCUGCAGGUGACGGGCCUGUAUGCUGCGUACUCGACCCCAGACAGCGUGGCCGCGUCGGCCACAACCUCGUCCUCCCAGUACCUGGGCAGCCCAGGGAACAAGCCCAUCGCCCUGCUUUGAGGUGACGCCUCACCUGCCCCGGCACCCGGAACCCCGGGCUUGGGGUUCCUGGACGCAAGGCCUCUUACGUCUCCGUCGGCACCCCGGGCCCCCUCGCACCUCCGCAGGAGGCCUUUGGGGCCACCUCGAGUCAGAAGGGCAGAGGACAACGGACGGGCAUUGCAGCCUCCCUGACCUCCUGACACCUGAGAACGAGAUUUCUCCAGCCUGCAUCCCCGCUGGGCUCCCAAAACGACCCGCAGUCCCCUCUGGGGUGGGACCGCCAUGGAAACACCCCGGCAGGGAGGCCCUUUAAUUUAUUCUUCUGGGAUUAAGCCUCCACCUCAGCCUCCAGAGGACAGGCCUUGAGGCCAGGAGCAGAGCUGGGAGACUGGCGCACCUCUCUUGGACCGGACCGGGCUGAACUCCGGAAUGGGUGCCCGGCCCUCCCCUCCAGGCUCCCCACUCCCGGAGUCUGUUAGAGUUUCACACAACAGGUCCCGGGCCCAUGCGGGGCACCGUGUCCCUGUGUACAUUUAUUUAUAUUUAUUGGAGCCCAUCCACACCACCUCUCAGAACCCAGCCCCUG
Leopardus geoffroyi (Geoffroy's cat) is the source of this 2125-nucleotide messenger RNA. RefSeq names its product forkhead box N4 (gene FOXN4). The record is from RefSeq and is a predicted model, not a curated record. Gene Ontology annotation, molecular function: cis-regulatory region sequence-specific DNA binding; DNA-binding transcription factor activity. The transcript is spliced from 9 exons. NCBI's taxonomy places the organism in Eukaryota, Metazoa, Chordata, Mammalia, Carnivora, Felidae. Gene Ontology annotation, biological process: regulation of DNA-templated transcription. Gene Ontology annotation, cellular component: nucleus. Bases 1 to 1557 code for a protein of 518 amino acids.